Amblyraja radiata (thorny skate) is the source of this 4023-nucleotide messenger RNA. It is a transcript of the gene p4ha2, whose product is annotated as procollagen-proline, 2-oxoglutarate 4-dioxygenase (proline 4-hydroxylase), alpha polypeptide 2. Gene Ontology annotation, cellular component: endoplasmic reticulum. The coding region runs from base 176 to 1939 and encodes 587 amino acids. Gene Ontology annotation, molecular function: iron ion binding; procollagen-proline 4-dioxygenase activity; L-ascorbic acid binding. The transcript is spliced from 16 exons. NCBI's taxonomy places the organism in Eukaryota, Metazoa, Chordata, Chondrichthyes, Rajiformes, Rajidae. The record is from RefSeq and is a predicted model, not a curated record. Gene Ontology annotation, biological process: peptidyl-proline hydroxylation to 4-hydroxy-L-proline.
AUCCCAGGCAAGGGAGACAGAAAUCAGGGAGAAAGCCCGAUCGCGGUGGAUGGAUGUGGUCCUACUUCCCUGAGCGAUCUUUCUCGCUGCCGUCCUUUGGACCUGUCUUAUCUCCAGCAUCCCUCCUUGAUCGAGCCGCUGUUCUCGGGUAGUUGAGUGUUGCUGACAUGCUGACAUGCUGUGCAUAUUAUCCCGAAGAAGGUUCCCGGGGAUUUCCUUUCAAUGCUGUCAUGUUCCCUUAGUUAAGAAGAAUAUUCAACAGUCUUUGAACAUGAGAUAUGCGGCACUCUCCUUUCUAUGGAUAAACUGGUGCUAUGUGUGGCAAGCGAAAGCAGAAUUCUUCACAUCCAUAGGUCAAAUGACGGACUUAAUUUUCACGGAAAAAGACCUGGUCAAAUCUCUGAAGGAAUAUAUAACUGCAGAAGAGACAAAGUUAACAGCAAUUAAAAGCUGGGCUGAAAAGCUGGAUGAACUGACACGCACAUCAACGUCUGACCCAGAAGCAUAUCUGGGCCAUCCAGUAAAUGCAUACAAGCUAAUGAAAAGGUUGAACACGGAAUGGGUAAAACUGGAAAGUUUGGUUCUGCAGCAUACUUCUGAUGGCUUCAUUGCCAAUCUCUCGAUUCAGCGGCAGCACUUCCCUACAGAUGAAGAUGAGAGUGGAGCAGCAAAAGCCCUCAUGCGUUUGCAAGACACUUACAAGCUGGAUUCAGACAGCAUUUCCAAGGGCAGGCUGCCAGGUGUGCAAUACCUGGUCUCUCUCACAGUCGACGACUGCUUUGAGUUGGGGAAGGUUGCUUAUAACGACGGCGACUACUACCACACCAUUUUAUGGAUGGAACAAACCCUGAAGCAGAUGGAGGAAGGGGAGCCUGGAGCAGUGACGAAAGCUGAAGCCUUGGACUAUCUCAGCUACUCUGUGUAUCAGAUGGGAGACCUAGCACGUGCCUUAGAACUAACAAAUCAUCUAAUAGCUGCUGAUCCAACACACUUGAGAGCAAAGUCUAACCUCCACUACUUUACUAACUUGCUGAAAGAAGAGGAGCAAGCAAAUCAAAGGACAGAUGAAGAACCCUCUGAACCUUUGGCAACAGGGACCUAUGCACGGCCGAAAGGGUACUUGCCCGAGCGGGAUGCCUAUGAAGGUCUGUGUCGAGGGGAAGGAAUUAAGAUGACUGCUCGACGGCAGAAGCGAUUGUUCUGUCGUUACCACAACAACAACAACCAUCCACGUUUGCUUUUUGCCCCCAUCAAAGAGGAAGAUGAGUGGGACAGUCCGCACAUUGUUCGAUACCAUGAGGUGUUGUCUGAUGCAGAAAUCGAAAGGAUUAAAGAAUUAGCCAAGCCCAGGUUGGCCAGAGCCACAGUUAGGAACUCAGUCACUGGGAUCCUAGAGACAGCGAACUAUAGAAUCAGUAAGAGUGCCUGGUUGGAUGAUGAUGAAGAUCCUGUCGUGCACCGGGUCAACCAGCGGAUAGCGGACAUCACGGGCCUGGAUGUGGAGACAGCUGAGUUACUUCAGGUGGCAAAUUAUGGAGUAGGAGGGCAGUAUGAACCACACUUUGACUUCUCCAGACGUCCGUUCGACCGCAACCUUGCGACGGAGGGGAAUAGACUAGCCACGUAUUUAAAUUAUAAAAAUGAACAGGAUGCUUUCAGAGAAUUAGGUACUGGAAAUCGCCUUGCUACUUUUUUAAAUUACAUGAGUGACGUUCCAGCAGGCGGAGCCACAGUAUUUCCCGACUUUGGAGCUGCCAUAUAUCCAAAGAAGGGAACAGCAAUCUUCUGGUAUAACCUUUUUAGAAGUGGAGAAGGUGAUUACAGAACGCGACAUGCAGCCUGUCCAGUAUUAGUAGGAAGUAAAUGGGUUUCCAACAAAUGGAUCCAUGAGAGAGGACAAGAGUUCAAGAGAUCAUGUGGAUUGACAGAAGUGGAGUAAGUGUGUGGACCGUUCUGUCUUCCCACUUUAUUUCCAUCCCUUCUUUUAUCAAGACAAGCAGUCAAGAUAUUCCUUUUUUCCCUAUUGAGUGCCAAUCACCUUCUGCAUUCCAUUGACCUUUUAUCUCAGCGUUGUCUCCAUUUUGUUUCAUUUCUUCUCCUUUGUGAACCGAUAUUCAUCGGGGAAAGAAAAACACUCUGUGUGGUAUUUUCUAUCGGUGGUCCAUUGUGUACAUGAAGAUGAUUCAUUCUCAGUGUCAAAAAUUAGAGCACUUUGGUAAAGCAACCCAGAGAAGACAGCAAGCUUUUCAUUUUGGGGAAAAUAGUGAAUGAACGCAUCAGUGUAAUUGCGUUACCUUCAUCAUUUCUUACUGACUUCAAUUGGAACAGUGUAGUUUGGACAUGUUGUUCCACCAUAUGGAUGCAGUUGCACGAUCCUUACAUCCUGUGCACUUCGCCAACCUCUCCCUUUCCAGGCCAUUCCAACAUAACAGGUCUAUUUUCAUGAGAAGAUUUUGUGUUAUCAUUCUGUUUGCUCAUUCUAACUUUGAAAAUCACCAGCAGACUUGCAUUCAAUUUUCGUCACCAGAUAAUGAUUAUUGCAGAUGGUAAAACGAUCCCUUUGAGAAGCUAAAUUAAUCCAAAUUGCUUCUAAACUGAAUUAAAAGUAACAAACACCAAUAUGACCAACCAAUUUGUUAUAUAAAGAAAGUGCUGGAAAUCCGAGGCCAGUUAGACAAAGUCUUCGAUGAGUUAACGCUUCAGUUAGUGAACAGAGGACAAGAACAUCAACCCUGAAUGUUGACUGUGUCUCUCUAGAAAUGCUGUUUGAUGGCUGAAUAUUUCCAGCAUCUACACUUGUUGGCUUCUGAUCCAAUUUAUUUUUGAUUCUCUACUCUAAGAACUACUAUGAAAUGGGUCCUGGUUCAUGGAUUAAUGUACACCUACCCAAUAAAGAUCAGUGAGGAAAAGGGAACACAUCCAGUCUUCACUGUGAUGCUAAACGUCCUUGAACAAUUUGAGAAAUAUUAAUUGGACUUGCUGUGUGUAUUAAUUAAUCCCUUGGACAAAAUUGUUGAAGUGGAAGUUUAUCUUUCGCCACAUCGUCUAAUUUUCAUUACAAGUGACCAUGUAUGAAUUCCAUUCUCAACAAAGAUUUAUAUUUCUGAGCAAGAUCAUUACAAGGACUAUUACCAUUAUGUGUCCACACCUUUUACAACGAAUAUUGUCAUUAUGUGUGCAAAUCUUUUUCAAGGACUAUUGCUAUCACUAUUGUGUGCCCACACCUUGUAAAAGGACUAUUGCCACAAUAUUUCUACUUCCCUUGGUUCUUGAGCCAUCAACUAGAAACAUAAGAUCACAGAUCCUCUCCACAAUCUGCUUUUAAUUCUAGAAUUAAACACUGGCAGAGUUGGUUGUGGAGUUAAAAUUGCAUAAAAUUGAGCCAUAAAAUCCAGUCAAUUUAUUUGCUAGCCUGGCCUUUCUGCGAUAUGUCUAUUUUAGAAUCCUAAAUGUAAAGUCAUUCCUUAAAGCAAUUUUUAGAUCACCAUUAACAGAGACAACUUUAACUGGUUUCAUUCAGGUAGGGUAAAAUGAGAGAUUCGGGGGGUGGGGAAGGGCAGCCACAGAUUUUGAAUGGCAAUUGAUUAUCCAGCUAUCAAAUUAAUUAUGAAGCAGAAACAGGAGGCAAAGGGAGCUCCUGCACUGAGCAGCAGUUGGGAAACAGUGUUAUACAGAACUAAUGCUGAGAACAGGUUUUAAACAUAUCUGUGGUAAAUGACAUUUGUAUUAGGAGGGGUGGUGGAGGGUUGAGGUUAGUAUAAUCAUCCCUGUGACCACCAGGGUUUCAUCUGGAUGCUCCAGUUUGCAGCUUUGUAAAGCAGCAUAACUCCCUAUUAGUUAAAAGGCAAAGUAAAUCAAAGGGGAGUUGAAGGGCAAAUAUGAACAAGUAGCUGAUUGUGCAGGAAACUAAGGAGAGGGAGAAUGGGACUAACAGGAUUACUCCCCUGGGAGCCAACAGGGAAACACAAAUAGCCUCCUCCUGCUUUAUAACUAAGAUAACAAGAGUGAAAUCAAGGAAAAAAG